GCAAGCAAGAGUGUCAUCUCGGGCGUGGAUCGGUUAGUGCGUUUGUCGGUGGUGUUGUUAUUCAAAAAUGUAGUUAUGUCGUAAAAUGUGCGGAAAUUAUUCAAAUUAUGCUAAUUUCCCUUAUCAAAGACUUCCAUAUUAUAACUUUAAGUUUAAAGUGGUUGUGUGCUGCUGAAGUGACAUAAUUAUUUGUUUACUUUAAUCAGGAUUUUUAGUUUAAGUUAACAUCAUGCCCAAGCUUCAUGUACCAUCAACUUUUCUGGUGCGAGUAGUGCUGCCAGGUGCACUGCUAGUCAGUAUAGCACUACGCCCGUUCGGUUUAUCAUUUAUAUACCUUCUCCUCUACUUAAUAGCACCUCUAACACCAGUGCCAAGCACGCAAACUAUACGAGGAUGGCCGGGCAGUUUUCUUUGUUUAACCUUCGUGGUUUCAUUUCUGCUUUUACUAUUACACAUAGUAUGGCACAUAGUACUGGCCGCGUUCCCGCCCUACGGGUCGCUGCCAAACAACAACCCACUCGUAGAAAUUAUCGGUCGGAACUUGGGACUGGUGCCCUAUGAUUUUAUAGAUCCAACAAUGGCCAUACAAUACUUGGCACCGGAGUUAUUGAUGGCUAUCGUUUCGUCGUUGGUUUACGUGUCUGUAAAAAAGUUAUUGUCGGGAUCAGACCAAGCCGAAAAAAAGCCGCACUCGAAACAUCAGAAAUAUCCGCUCCUCACCAGUGCCGGUAAAUACCUAUGCCUCUUCCUAAUAAUGUUCUCCGGCAUCAUGCUGCCAAGCGUGACGUCAGGCAUCUACUUCCUAAUAUUCAUGGGCGCGGCGACGGCGUGGUCGCUGGGCCAGCCGCUGGAGCGCGGCUUCGCGGUGGUCGGUCGCUGCCUCAUGGGCAUCAUGGCGGUGCACAUAGCGGUGCUGCUCGCCUAUCAGUGCACGUGGCUGCUGGAAUUAUAUCCGCCUGACAUGAAUUUUGCGAGGUAUUUCGGUCUAACACAAUUAGUAAACCUCACCCACACCGAUCCUGCGAGUUUUUCGUACGAAACGACAAGCAAGUACUCCUGGGCGACUGUGGCUAGCCCAUUAGUUAUACUCUUCACCUACUACGCGCUAGGAGUUGAGACGCGGGAACUAUUCAAACCAAAGGUUGCAUAUUCCUACAUAGAUUCAGAUUCACUUCGUGGCAGUCCCAGUGAGAACACUCCUCUGAUCCGCAACAUGAGCCCCAGCAAGCGGUGGCCGGCCGGGCGGUCGCGCUCAUCCAUCAGGAGGCUGCAGCAGGACCCAUCCGGCUCUGUGAUUAUUCCAGAUGAAGAAUCUAAUACGGAGAUGAAAGAGCCAACACUGAUGGAUGAUAUAUUAGCUGCUAUAGUAGAUUUCUUCCAAGUUGUGAUCAGAUCGUCGUACAUAGCGACGACGAUCACAAUGAUGGCGUGGAGCAUAAUGUACCACUCGUGGCUGACGUUCGUGUUCCUGAUGUGGGCCAACGUCGUGUGGCUGUGCCAGGACCAGCGCUCCUUCAUGCUGAAGACCAGCCCCGUGCUGGUGCUGUACGCCAUGCUGCUGCUGCUCGCGCAGUACAUCUACGGCAUGGACCUCACCGAAGCUGAGCUGCCUUCCUCGAUCUAUAAUGAAACUGGCGUCAACUUAGAGCAGAUAGGCCUAAGUCCGCCACCCGGGAUGCCCCUGGUGCCUCUCCUCAUCAAGUCCCUCUUCACGUGCAUGUUCUGGGUGACGUUGCGGCAGCGCGUGCAGGAGAUCAGACAGCGGCGCCAGUCCGCCGUCAUCACGGACAUGGCGGCGCCGCUGCAGCUGACGGUGUCUACUGCGGCCAGUGUAAUAGAAGCGCAGCGUGAGGAUGAAGAACGUUCGCGCUUGCUAAGCAAAGUGGGGGAUUUCCUCAGGGCGGCGUGCGCUCGCUACUGGAUAUAUGUGGUCGUCAUAAUGCUCUUCGUUAUCGGCAUCACGGGCACCAGGAUGACUAUCUUCCGAAUCGUCUACAUGUUCCUAUGCCUCGGAUUUAUACUCAUGUUCCAAAUGAGCUGGUACUGGUGGCGGCGGCUGAUGUAUAUCUUCUGGAUAACAGUGAUCAUAUACUCAAUGAUCAACCUCAUCCUCAUCUACAUAUAUCAAUUCGACGGCUUCCCCUAUACUAUUGAGAAGUAUCUUCACAUCUCUGUACAACUGCAAAAUGACCUCGGGUUGGAGCCGUACCAUCCAGCGGACUUGUUCGUCAAGCUUCUGACACCCACUUGCUUUUUGAUAAUAACCAUAAUGCAGGUGCACUACUUCCAUAAAGACUUUAUGGCCCUCUCGGAUCCGAACACUAGUACAAAUACUAAUAGUGUAGUCAGAAAUGGAAAUGAGUCGAGCAGACCAAGCAACGCCGGCGCUUCCACCAUGAAAGACGAUGUGCCACCCUUGCCGCUUGAGGAGGAAGCAGACAAAGUAUCCGUGACAGGUUCUAUUACCGAAGUGGAACAGUCGUUAUCUACGUAUAAUACUAGACGUAACUUGCACAGGAAGCCAUCUCGGUCGCGAUCGUACGCCCCCACGAUCACGGAGCCCCACUCGACGCCGUUCCGUCAGUGGUUCGCGGAGAGGUGCGCCUGUUUCAAGGCCGGCCUCUACGUGUGGAUCGACUACCUCUUCAUGUAUAUGUACCUGCACCUCACUAAGGUUGUGUUCCUGUCGCUCACGCUGGUUUGUGUUAUGCGGGUGUGCGCUAUGCACGUGCCAAUAAUGCUUAUAGUAGCACCGGCGCUACUACUCAACGCUAAGAAACAGCGCGUCAUCAUCCUCUUCAUAUCGACACUUAUCACCGUUUACUUCAUGGCGAAGAUGGUUUACCAAAUAGAAUACAUCCGGCCCGCUGUUUUUGAUGUCAACUGUACUAGCUAUGAUGAAUCAAAGGAAACCACGUAUAACAACGCGGAAUGGCUCGGUUUUACUAAAAACAGGAAUUUGGCGGUGCUGCUUAAAGACUACAUAGGGCUUAUAGUCGUAUUCACAUUCCAUUCUCUAGUCACGUACCGCCAGCAAACAAAACGGGAUCAAGGCUGGACAUCCAAUCAACGAGAGAAGGUUCUGUUUCCCGAGGUCACGCGCAAGGAGGCUGACAUCAAUUUGGUUUACUGCGCAAAAUACAUGAUCAACUAUGGUUUUUACAAGUUCGGUGUUGAGGUGACCCUAAUAUGCUUAAUAGGUGUAAUAGGAUCGCGUAUGGACAUAUACGCAGUACUGUACUCCUUCUGGCUGCUACUGUUGGUGUCCCUAAAGAGACCGAGCCAAGCGCGGGUGUGGACGACUUUCACCGUAUUCAUCACGAUCCUGGUGCCUAUACAGUACAUGAUAGCGGUUGGAUUCCUGCCGCAGUUCUGCGUCACGUAUCCAUGGGGAACGGAUACUGCUAGCGACAAAGACCUCCGAACAUUCAUGUUCCUCCCAUACGCUGACAAUCCGCCGCAUGCCACCAAGCUAGUUUUCGACUUCUUCCUAUUGGUGUUUGCGUCGAGACAGCUUCGUGUGUUCAGACAAGAACGCAAGGGCGAGGAGUAUCCGGGAGGGUCGAACAGCGAGGACAUAGGACAGGACUGGGAGACGCCGACCUUUGUCAACCCUGUGCCGGACUUCCUUGGCGUUGUCGGCACUUGGCUGGAUGUGGUAAAGCGCAUGGUGUUCCUGGGCAUGCUGUGGGUGACCCUGGCCAUCAUGUUCCUCACGGGCACGAACCGCGUCAACCUGUUCUCCAUGGGCUACCUCAUCGGCUCGUUCAUCUUCCUGUGGCAGGGGACCGACUUCUAUUUGAGACCGAAGCAGGCUAUUUUACAAUGGUGGUCAUGGCUCCUCCGUUACAACGUUUCCGUGGUGGCGAUAAAGGUGAUCCUCCAAAUCCCGGGUUGCCUGUUCCGCGAGAAGACGCAGCUCCACGCCUGUUGGCUGGUGCAACUGCUGGGUAUAGGCUGCGUGGACAAAUUUGCCGGCACCCUUGGAAGUUUCAUUAAGAUGGAAAGUUACAACAAGGACACAAAAUGCACAGUACCUCAAGAAGACAUCGGCCUGGCUUGGGACGGCGUGUGCUUUGCCUUCCUGAUAUUGCAGCGGAGACUCUUCCAUAGUUACUACUUCUACAGAGUUAUCGAUGAGAGCAAAGCGACCACAGUUCUAGCGUCAAGAGGAGCCGAACUUAUUGAAGAGCUGCGUCAGAAACAAAUGCAUCUCCAAGAGGACCAGGAAAUCAGGAUAUUGGAAAAGAUCAAAGUAAAGAUGGAGAGAAUAAAAGCUAACCAGAAAAAGAUCCACGGGGUUUUGCACAAGGACCCGAAACACCAUGAUCGAGAAGAGGAGGACUCGGACACGCAGCCGGGCGACACGGAGGCGGUGCCGCUGGUGCGCGGCGACUCGGAGUCGCGCGGCUUCCAUACGCCUGACAGCCCCGCUUCCCCCCGCGGAUUCCACACCCCUCUCAGCGAGCCUUCCGCGCCACCGUCGAGAGUCCACACCCCGCCACCCUUGCCCCGCCCGCUCACGCUCCCCGCCCUACCUCCUCCUACCAGUUCCCAAGGCGGCCCUCCGUCGCCUUCCUCCGCCUUGAUGACCGUAUCCCUAGACGCAUACUUGGAACCGCGCCGAAUUUCGUUCGAAUCCCCCCCGUCCUCCGAUCUCCUCCCCCGUGCUCAAAGCCCUGAAGAAUCCUACCCUGUCUUUUCCCCCCCUCCGAUCCGUCGCCGCCAUACAGUGGCCAGCCCGAGUCUCCUGCGUACUUCGCUCAUAUCGCAGUCGAGCCGCGCCGAGCCCAACUCUCAUCAUACGUCCGUUCGUUCGGGAGACUACUACAUGUUUGACGAUUUCGAUGACACCGAGGUUCCUCUCAAGGAGGAAGAGGAGGAGUCAGACGAGGACGCACCCAAGGAAAUGGGCCUGGGCAAGCUACUGUCGACGGCGAUCAAGACGGACUUGAAGCAGGCGGUGCGGCGCGCCUCCAUGCCGACCGUGCGCUCGCGGCGUCGCCUCUCCGCCGGGAGCAUUCCCCACUCUUACCCGCACGAGGUGCGUCGACAGCCAAGCGUUGCACAGAAGAGCGACCUAACGGACCAGGAGCGAGAAGGUGACCGUGACGCAGUUUCAGAGCUAGAUGAUUUCGCACCGGAGCCAGAGAAAGAAACGAUAGUGGACAAAUGCCGGCGCUACUGCAACACAGCGUGGGUGUUCAUCUCCAGUUUUCUCGUAACGGCGACGCGGCAUCUCAUGCAGUACUCGAGGGACUACCGCUACGUCUCACGAGCUCUGUCCAUGGAGAAAAAGAUACUCAAGGAAAAAGAAGGCUUUGGCAUCGGACUUCGAGAGGGAUCGCAGAUGAUCUGGGAACCCCUUCCGGAGACCCUGGCACAUCCUGUGCACUUGGAACCGGAAACUUAUGAUAACAAUCUACUCGCCCCGGAUGUGGAAAUGGGCCGUAAGUUAAGCGAUAUAAGCGUCCCGGAGAUCCGUAUCCUGGCGCCGAGCAUGGAGCGCGGACUGGACGCGACGCCGCCGUCGCGGCGCGCGUCGCCGCCGCGCUCCGCCACCGACAGCGUCGGCGACGACACCUCCGAACAUGAGAGCGCGUUUAGCUUGCAGAGUACUGAGAGCAAGGACCUGACGAUACUGGAGGAGCAAGAGGACUCGAUGUUCAAGCAGGGCCGCUCGCCGUUCCUGCAUCUCGCGUACGCCCUGUGGUUCGCCAUCUUGGCGCACACCGACAUUGUUUGCUAUAUCAUGGUUUUCAUAAACCAGAUUCAGUCGGCGACAAUUUUAUCGAUACCUUUGCCUUUGAUGGUAUUUCUGUGGGGCACCCUCACCAUACCUCGACCGACCAAGACGUUUUGGGUUACUCUCAUUGCAUAUACGGAGGUAAUCGUCCUCAUCAAGAGCAUGUUCCAAUUCGAAAUCCUACCGUGGAACCAGAAGGUUUACCCCGCAAACAUGCCGUUCACCGCCCCGCGCAUCAUCGGCAUCGAGCGCAAGGGCAACUACGCCCUCUACGACCUGCUGUUGCUGCUCAUUAUAUUCUUACACAGGUUCAUGUUGAAAUCCCUUGGUCUCUGGAAGGAAUCCAGCCCUGAAAUCGAUCUCCGCGAGGACACAGAGUACCCGCUCACGUCCGAGGACACGCAAAUGAUCGUAGAAGGCAAGUCGGAAGACGUCGGCAAGAAAUACGUGCAACUGCACGAUCGAUCCGGCCCCCUUAAUGAGGCAGCGGAGAGACACAGCCAGAGGACCGGCUCGAGGGAUGAUCCCGAGGACGAUCAGGAAAGGGAGCAAGUAGACGAAGAGCAGGAGGCCGGGCCGUCCAGGCCGCCAGAGGACGGCGACGACCAUUACAAAGUAAAUGACGAUGAGGAGCCAAUCAUCGCCGUGACGACGACGCUCGGAGACAAAUAUCAGCAUUACCCUCAACUCAUGUGGCUGUCUGUGAAGCGCUACAUGCGUCCGAUGAAGAGCUUCUUCCAGCGGAUGCUGGCGCCGGGCGCGCGCGUGACGGCCGACGUGUACGCCUACAUGUUCCUGUGCGACUUCUUCAACUUCCUCGUCGUCAUCUUCGGCUUCGCUGCCUUCGGGACCCACCAAGGCGACGGCGGCGUUAAAGCGUACCUAGAAGAGAACAAAGUCCCGAUCCCGUUCCUCGUGAUGUUGAUCCUCCAGUUCGCGCUCAUAGUCAUCGACCGCGCGCUGUACCUGCGCAAGUUCAUGUUGGGCAAGAUACUGUUCCAGUACGGGCUUAUUAUAGGCGUGCACGUGUGGAUGUUCUUCGUACUGCCCUUUAUUACUGAAAGAACAUUCAACGCGCUGCUGCCGCCCCCGAUGUGGUACAUGGUAAAGUGUGUGUACCUGCUGCUGUCCGCGCACCAGAUCCGGUGCGGGUACCCGCGCCGCAUCAUCGGCAACUUCCUUUGCAAGUCGUACGGCUUCCUCAACAUGGUCUUCUUUAAGUGUUUCAUGGCUGUGCCGUUUGUGUUCGAGUUGCGGACUUUAAUGGACUGGAUCUGGACGGACACGUCCAUGACGCUCAUGGACUGGUUGAAAAUGGAGGAUAUAUUCGCCAGCGUUUUCUUACUAAAGUGUUCCCGGUUCGUGGAGGACGAGUACCCGGCGCCGCGCGGCACGAAGCGGCCCGCGCUCUCCAAGUACCUGCUCGGCGGGACCGUGCUCGCCUUCGUCAUCGCCAUCAUCUGGUUCCCCUUGGUCUUCUUCGCUUUCGGCAAUACGGUGGGACAGCCCAACCCGCCGACGGAUGUGACGGUCAAAAUACGAAUCGGACCAUUCCUGCCCGCCUACCAGAUGUCAGCACAAUCACAUGACAUUUAUCAGUACACGGAGCAGGACUACAACCAGCUAAGCAACCAAUACGCCCGGGACCGCACCGCGCAAACGUUCCUGUCUAACUACAUGUACAACGACGUGGCGGUCAUCAACCUCAACCCCAACUCCACCAUGAACUGGGACAUCUCGCAGCCCGAGCUCGACCGGCUCGAGCGCGAGGCUAUCUCUAACAAUUCGCUUUUGAUAAAGUUCACGUUUACGAUAUCGCACCCGAGCAACAACGCGCAGAACCCGCCGACCAUAGAGGACAGCCGCGAGAUGCCGCUCGAGGCGUUCUACGCCAACGGCACGAGGAACAAGGAGAGAGACACGCUGCUGCACCUGUUGCAGAAUAAUGCUUCUGCUGACACUUGGUUGAACGUUCCAAAACUAUUUCCCAAGUUCUUGAAAGUGUUUAACAAAGGUACAGCGAAACCGGCCUAUCAGCUGAUACCCGGAGACCCAGAGGACGAAUCGACUCAGUACCGCGACGUGCAGCUGAGACUGGAAAGAGAAAAGGGCGCCAUGUAUUGGCGAGUACAAGAAUUUUGUAAAGAAAAGGACGAGCUGCUGAACAUACCGAUGAACAGUUGUGACAUGCUGGUCAUGUUCACGUUCAACGACAAGCUGUUUCCGGAGACGCUCAACUUUAUUUCCGGCGGAGGGAUCAUCGGUCUGUACACAACGUUCGUGUUCCUGGCGUCGCGGCUGCUGCGCGGCUUCUUCUCCGGCAUUUACACCAAGAUCAUGUUCGACGACCUGCCCAACGCCGACAGGGUGCUGCAGCUCUGUCUGGACAUCUACUUGGUCCGAGAAGCCUUGGAACUGGCGCUCGAGGAGGACCUAUUCGCGAAACUAGUGUUCCUGUACCGGUCGCCGGAGACCAUGAUCAAGUGGAGCCGGCCCAAGGACGAGGACGCCGACGAGCAGCGCGCGCUUCCGCCGCUCCCAAGGAACUGAAGGCACGGACAACUGACCGUUCGUUCUUAAUCCUUAUUAUAAUGGCAUAAGGUCCACAGCUGGUAGUAAUUGUCAAAUGUUAUCAACGUAAGAGUUCUGUGAAUCUCGAUGUAAAAUGAUUCCCUUCUGUUUGAAAGUUGCACGUCUUGCCACAGUAGGUACUAUGGCGCCCGUAACGGCUAUACCGAUAAAACUAAAUACCAGAUUGGGCAAUUUAAUUUUCACGCUGACUACUAGCUUUUCUAUAAAGGCGACACGUCGUGAGAAAACCUUAAGCCUUACGCGAACGCAAGUGUGGCGUCGAUUUUCGCAGACAGCGAAAUCGACUCCACACUCGCGUUCGCGGCUUCGCCCGCGAUUCACGCGCAUAGUCUGGAGGGGGCUUUACAUUUGCAAGGAAAUUUUAUCCUGAAAUACCAGUAACCGCAGUGUUUCGUAGGUUAUAGGCUAUCGUUGAAGGUUUAGUGAUGGUCAAUUCGUGUCUCCUAAAUCUCCUAAUUUGUUCUAGUCGUCCUUAUAACAACUAUGAAAAUCAACGAAUUCACUUAACAUUUUAACUAUUACGUCCACACUUUAUUAUGAACAAUAUUUUAAAACUUUCAAUAUAACUACGCUUAAAAGUUUCCAUAAUUUUAAUUUUACUUGUCAAUGCAGUUAUGUAUUAUUACAUGUGUUUAGAUGCAUAAGUUGUACAGCGUAACUUAUAUAAGAGUAACUGCUGUACUUGACACGAUGAGUGAGUAGAUGAAACUCGAAACUGUUUUAUAUCUACCUACUAUGUAAAUUCACUCUAAAUACCUACUUAGGUCGCUUUAGUUGUUGCACCCAAAGUAACACAAUCUUGUUGUGGUGGUCGUUGGUUCGUGAUAGUCACUUGUUUACUAUCAAAAGAACCUAGGUAUACUUUUGGAUUCUAAAUAAUCUCUUCUCUCUUCUACAUUAUUUUGACACAAGGAUUCUGUAAAAUACACAUAAGAUAGCUUCAGCUUAUUUUCAUGCAUUAUACUUAGUACCUACCGAAAGAAUAAGCUCUCUGUAAAUUGCUAGUGUUUCCUUUAGCAUUUAAAAUGUUGGUGUUAACUGUAAAUUUUGUUAUUAUUAUCUUUCGCUUGUUUUGUUAUAAAUAUUGCUCACUUUUUAUUUAUUUAUCGUACCCGUUGUAUGACAAUCUGUGGUAUUAUUUACAACCUAAUUGCGAGACAUUCAAAGUGUUGUGCAUGUUUUUUUGGCAUGGAAACUAGAAUUUUAGGUACUUACCUAUUGCGAUGAGUCAGUUUGGUUUCGCAAUUAUGGUGUUGGAUUUGUUAUAGUUACUGUAUAUAAGAGCAAACUACGUCUAUUUAUUAUAUUGACUAACCAAAGUAAGGGCUACCUGGAGAUUUUUCUGCUUAGCCUGCGAAAUAGAUUAUAAUAUGUUAAUUCUAACAUAUUUGUAUUUUUGUUACUUGUUUCGUAUUUUAGUAUUGACAAAUUAUGAUGAUAAAAAUCACACACUUCCAUGAAUUAAUAUAUACAAAAUAUACCUCAGGAUCUUACUUUGAUACUGUACUUAUAGUAUGUAAUUAUUGUAAAUACCUUCGCGUAGAGCUAUUUUAACCAUGGAUCCCGUAUGCCUUAUACCAUCAGAAUAUCACUACAAAUAUUUAUAUAGGUACCUACGGUAUGAAUGAAUCAUGUCCUAACUAUUGCAAUUUGUAUUCAAACUAAUAACUUUGAGCUUUAAGUUCCAAGUUCCAAAUGGCUCCACGCAACGGUAGUUAUUUAGAAAUUCUAGGAGUAUUGUCCACUUUUAUAUUGUUGUGUUAAGUAAGAUGCAUUUAAAUGUUGUCGAUUUGUGAUAAUAAAACUAGAAUAAAACUUUGAAA
Molecule: messenger RNA, 10161 nt
Organism: Cydia fagiglandana
Lineage: Eukaryota; Metazoa; Arthropoda; Insecta; Lepidoptera; Tortricidae
Gene: Piezo
Product: piezo-type mechanosensitive ion channel component
Exons: 54
Coding region: 230-8296 (2688 amino acids)
Cellular component (GO): membrane
Molecular function (GO): mechanosensitive monoatomic ion channel activity
Source: RefSeq, a predicted model, not a curated record